AUGGUUGGAAGCAUGAAGACGAGAGGCAAAACCGCCGCGAUGGCUAAAUCCGCGACGGCCCAAAGCCACCUUACCCACGGUCCCGCAAUCGACAUAGUGGCACCGCCACCUCUCACCACCGCACCGGUCACCGCCGCCGAGUAUGGUGGAACCUCUCAUCAAGGUGGGCUUGUUACCACCGCCGACUUAGGCCUGCAAUUAAAGCGUCAGGACCAAGCGGAGGAAAUCCGUCCAGAGGUCUUUCCUGAAGAAGGAUGGAAACCUGAGGAAGACGUCAAGUUAAUACCCUUGGAUCUUGAUCAGCCAAACAAAAAAGCGCGGAUCGGCUCGCGCCUAAACCCAGACGAGAAGAUGGAGCUUACCACCUUCCUCCAGAAUAACAAAGAUAUGUUCGCAUGGUCGCCGUCAGACAUGCCUGGCAUCGACCCGAAAAUCAUCUGCCACCGACUCUAUGUUAACCCUACCUGCAAGCCAGUGGCGCAAAAGAGACGCAACUUCGCACCCGAGCGAGUCGCUAUCAUCGAAGCUGAGAUUGACAAACUUCUAACUGCCGGCAUUAUUGAAGAGGUCUCCUACUCAGAGUGGCUUGCCAACGUGGUUCUAGUAGCAAAACAAGAGAAGGGCAAGUGGAGAGUCUGCGUCGAUUACACUGAUCUCAACAAAGCAUGCCCAAAAGACAACUUCACAUUGCCGAGAAUCGACCAACUCGUGGAUUCCACUUCAGGCAAUCAGCUGCUCAGCUUCAUGGACGCUUACUCCGGCUAUAACCAAAUCUUGAUGCACACGGAUGAUAAGGCGAAAACUUCUUUUAUCAUCGAGAGAGGGACCUACUGCUACAAGGUCAUGCCCUUUGGGCUGAAGAACGCCAGAGCAACCUACCAAAGGCUGGUGAAUAAAAUCUUCAAGGAGCAACUCGGCAAAACUAUGGAGGUAUACGUGGAUGACAUGCUGGUCAAGGCCCCAAAACGUGCAGAUCACCUCAAAAACCUCGCCGAGGCAUUCAGCCUGCUCCGCCAAUAUCGCAUGAAGUUGAAUCCAAGUAUUCUCGAGAGUGAAGCAGCCUCCAUAGCGGGCGUUGGUGAUCAUGUUGAUGAGAUUAAGCGGGAGCUGGAAUUCAUGAAAGCCUUCUUAGCGAAUGCUGACGAGGGCAACAAAGCACACACACAAGUAGAGCAAGUGUGGAUCAGAAGUGUUCGAGACUUGGUCAAUGAUGUUGAAAACAUCAUUGAUGAAUUCAUGUAUCACGUGUACGAGCAGCAAAUUGCCUGUCGAUUUUCCAGGUGGAUCCACAAAACCAUUCACUUUCCAAAGCACCUUUGGUAUAAGCGUAAAAUAGCCAACAAGUUACAGAAAAUCGCGAUGGCAAUUAGAGCUAUUACAGAGAGAAGUCAGAGAUAUGGUGGUGGUGCAGCUGUAGAAGGAAAAAGUACUUCUUCUGAGGAUAUUCGCAGAUGGGUGCAGAUUCAAGCGUUGUCUUCUCUUUAUCAUAAGGAGGAUGAACUCGUCGGGAUUGAAGGUGAUAAGAACAUGUUAAUGGGAUGGCUGACGAAUGAAGAGCAAUGCCAAACUGUUGUGUCUGUGGUCGGGAUGGGAGGAUCGGGGAAGACAACUCUAGUUGCAAGGACUUUCAAAGAUGAAAUUGUAAAGAGACAUUUCAAAUGCUAUGCGUGGAUUACUGUUUCCCAGUCUUAUGUGAUUGAAGACUUACUUAGAAGAUUGAUCAAAGAAUUCCACAAAGCAAAGAAGGAAGAGGUCCCUGCAGACAUGAAUGCCAUGAGUUAUAACGAAUUGCUGGAGAUUUUGAUGAACUACUUGGAGACUAAAAGGUACCUAGUUGUAUUGGAUGAUGUGUGGGAUGUCCACCUUUGGGAGAAAAUAAGGUUUUCAUUUCCAGAUAAACAACUUGGAAGUCGAGUCAUGCUUACAACUCGAAGAGAAGACAUAGCAUCCUCUUCUUUUGGAGUUGAAAGCCAUGUUCACAAGAUUCAACCGCUGGAAAAAGGUGUUGCGUGGGAGCUCUUCAGCAUGAAAGCAUUCUCAAGUUAUCCAAACAAAUCUUGUUCAACAGAAAUUCUGCCAAUAGCUCGGGAACUUGUGGAGAAGUGUGAAGGCCUACCUCUAGCGAUCGUAGCAUUGAGUGGUCUUAUGUCUUCUAAGAAGUCACUUACAGAGUGGAGCACAGUCUACAACAGCUUAAAUUGGCAUUUAACAAACAGUCCUUUGCUAGAACCUAUGAAGAUGCGCAUCUUGUUGUUUAGUUUUAAUGAUUUGCCAUACCGAUUGAAGCAAUGCUUUCUAUAUUGUUCACUUUUCCCUGAAGAUCACGUGAUCUUAAAUCUUAGGCUCAUCACAUUGUGGAUCGCUGAAGGAUUUGUUGAACAUGUCGAAGGGCUCACGCCAGAAGAAGUUGCAAAUAGCUAUCUUAUGGAACUCUUUUUUCGUAACAUGCUACAGCAAAGGUUUCGAGGACCCCUCCCAGCAUGUAAGAUGCAUGAUCUUUUGCGGGAGAUUGCCCUAUCUAUAGCAAAAGAAGAAAAGUUUUGCGCUGUACAUGAUGGGAGUGAAACAGUAGAAGAAACUAGGGCACUCCGUUUGUCAAUUCAAACAGCUAAUGGAGAAAUUGGAUCAUGCACAGGUAUAUCACGGCCUUGUUCGUUUCUCGUCUUUGCCACUGACUUAUCCUCAUUCUCUUUCCCAAAUAAAUUUACUUCUGACCUUAAAUUGCUGAAGGUUCUAGAUUUGGAGGAUGUCCCAAUUGAUAAUCUGCCAGACAAUCUAACAUCCUUAUUUAAUUUAAAAUACUUAAAUUUGAGUCGAACUCCAAUUACGGAGCUUCCGGAAUCCAUUAGGCAGCUCCACAACCUUCAGACCUUGAACAUCACGGGGACAAAAAUAGAGGCACUUCCAAGAGGGAUUUCCAAGUUGCUAAACUUACGCCAUUUACUUAUGGGCAGGUUCAUUUCCAGAAAGAUAAUUGGGGUAAGAAUACCAUCAAGUAUUAGUAAGAUGAUGAAAUUGCAAACUUUGGCAAAUAUUGAAUCAGAAGGAAACAUUACUAGACUUAUUGGAAGUAUGACCCAGCUUACGUUCCUUGGCAUUACAAAUGUGAAAGAAAAAGACGAGGAGGACCUAUGUGCCUCAAUUCAAGAGAUGAAGGUCCUUUCCCGCUUGCUUUUAUUUGUAGCUGAUGGAGAGGAAUUUCUUCGAGUUGACGCAUUGUCUUCACCGCCUCCCUACCUUGAUAGACUUAGAUUGGUCGGUAAACUGGAAAAGGUACCACAUUGGUUUUGUUCACUCCACUCUCUCGCAUAUUUGAAUCUGCGUGGGUCCAGACUUGAAGAAGAUUUUCUACCUCAUAUUGAAGCAUUGCCCUCUCUACGUUCUCUUUGGCUUGAUAAUACCUCUGUUAAGAAAGAGUUACGUUUCAACAGAGGCUUUGUGAAGCUUUGGUAUUUGCAGUUUCAGAAUUUCGGAUUAUUAAAUAAGAUAACUAUAGAAAAAGGGACGAUGCCAAAUCUCGAGUUCUUAGACAUUCGUAGUUGCAUGAUGUUAGAAACAUUGCCACAGGGUAUUGAGCACCUUGCUAAACUACAUGGAUACAGAUUUGAUAAUGUUUCAGAGAAGUUUAGAGAUUCCAUAAAAGAAGGAGGUGUGGAUCAUCCAAGGAUGCUACUCGUCGACGAGAAAUGUAAGAAAUAUAUGUAA
Messenger RNA from Prunus mume (Japanese apricot), 3705 nucleotides. Lineage: Eukaryota; Viridiplantae; Streptophyta; Magnoliopsida; Rosales; Rosaceae. The record is from RefSeq and is a predicted model, not a curated record.